This is a messenger RNA of Humulus lupulus (European hop), 1611 nucleotides long. RefSeq lists its product as uncharacterized. The coding region runs from base 1 to 1611 and encodes 536 amino acids. Gene Ontology annotation, molecular function: aspartic-type endopeptidase activity; zinc ion binding; nucleic acid binding. The transcript has a single exon. The record is from RefSeq and is a predicted model, not a curated record. NCBI's taxonomy places the organism in Eukaryota, Viridiplantae, Streptophyta, Magnoliopsida, Rosales, Cannabaceae. Gene Ontology annotation, biological process: proteolysis.
AUGCCUCCACGAAGAGUUGUACGACGAAGAGCGAAUAGGGCUCAGGCAUCAAAAAACCCGAACCCAGAAAAUGCCAACAUGGAUGCAGCUACGCUGUUGGGAAUUAAUCAAGCACAAGCUGAAGAGAUUGCUUGUCUUCGACAAGAACUUAAUCGGGCACCGGAUGUUGGGAGGCCCCCAGCCCAGCAAAUUGUGGAAGUGAGGCCACAACAACUCGUUCAACAAGAUCUGAUAUACAAAUAUUUUCGGAAGCUGCACCCUCCACCUUUCGAGGGAGGCGUGGAUCCGAUGGAAGCUGAAGAAUGGAUGAGCUCUAUGGAAUCUAUUUUCGAACUAAUGCAGUUGGAAGAUCAAGCUAAAGUAUCCUGUGCUACAUAUAUGCUGAUGAAGGAUGCCCGCAUCUGGUGGGAAAACACGAAGCUUAUCCAGGAUGUCAGAGCCAUGACAUGGGCGGAGUUCGUACAAGUUUUCAAUGAACAGUUUUAUAAUGAGACUAUCAGAGCUUCUAAGGUGGAUGAAUUUGUGAACCUGAUCCAGGGAAAUACUACUAUAGCCCUGUAUGCACAACAGUUCAACAGGCUGGCUAAGUUUGCUGGAAAUUUAGUGGCCAACGAGGAAGCUAAGGUCGACAAGUUCAUGAGAGGGCUCAAGCCAAUGAUUGCCCGAGAUGUAGAAAUGGCUAGUACGGAGAGGAUCACCUUUGUACAGGCAUUGAAACGAGCACUGAAAGCAGAAAGAAUGGAGGACAGGAUUUGGAAAGAAAGUGCAGCGAGAAGGGAAGCUCGCAAACCUAAUCAUCUGAGUAAUGACCACAAAAGGAAGACCCCUGAAGGUUCAAGAAGUAACAAUCAACCUGAGAAAAGGGCCAAAUCUGGAUUUCAGAAUCGACCAGCUCAGUUGGGACCAAGGAAAGAGAGUUCGCAUUGUAAUAAGUGCAACAAAAAACAUCCUGGGGAGUGCAGAGCUCACACCAGGAGUUGCUACAACUGUGGACAAGAGGGCCACUAUAAGAAGGAUUGUCCCAAAGGCAGGUCAGUCAAGGAAGCUGAGGCUAAACAAGAGGACAAGUUUUUACCGGCAUGGGUCUUCGCGCUGACGCAGAAGGAAGCUGAAGCCAGUACCUCGGUGGUCACAGGUCAGAUUCCUAUAGCCAAUCUCUUAUGCAAUGUGUUAGUUGAUUCGGGUGCUACCCAUUCUUUUAUAUCAACGUGCAUGAUAGAGAAAAUAGGAAGACCUAGAGAGGUGUUUUCGAUAGGCUUUAGUACGAUGUUGCCGUCUGGAGAGAUGAUGACAUCUAGAAGAUGGGUACGCGCGGUGCCGAUGACUAUAGACGGGCGAGAACUCUACGCUGACUUGAUUGAGCUGGCUAUGAAAGAGUAUGACGUGAUACUUGGAAUGGAUUGGCUCUCCAAGUAUAGUGCAACUAUCGAUUGUAGGAAAAAGAUCGUAGUGUUCCAACCCAAAGGGGAAGAGAAGUUCGUGUUCAAGGGAGAAAGUACGGGGCCCAAAACGCCAAUCAUCUCAGCGCUCAAAGCAAAGAAGAUGAUGGGAAAAGGGUGCCAAGCAUUCCUGGGUAGUAUAGUGGACACAACUAAGAACACACCACAAUGA